AGUCCGCGUGUCAAGAAUAACCAGAAUUGGCCCUCCAAAGCGGAGGAGUUUUUCAAGAAGGAGGAUUUGCUGAAGUACAUGACAAACUAAAAUGGAGUUGACGGACACUGAGCAACAAUUCAUGGAGAAAGCAUUUGAAUACGCGUAUGAAGCUCUGGCUGCUAAGGAAGUCCCUGUGGGGUGUAUUUUUGUCUACAAGGACGAAAUUGUGGCGCUGGGGCGAAACACGGUGAACGAGAGUCGGAACGCCACCAGACAUGCUGAAAUUAACUGUAUUGAGCAAGUUACGGACUAUUGUAGAGACAAGGGUUUGGAUUUGGGGGCGGCGUUCCGCCAAGUGUGUGUUUACGUGACUGUAGAACCGUGUAUCAUGUGUAUUAAUGCUUUGUAUGACUUGGGGGUGCACAUGCACAGUGUCGUUUUUGGUUGUAAAAAUGACAGAUUUGGGGGACAAACUGUUUUUGAUGUUGGUAGUGUUAGACAGGCGCCUACUAGGAUUAAAGGUGGGUGGAGAGCUGAGGAAGCUAUGAACCUGUUGAAGGAGUUUUACAAGGGGGUUAAUCCCAGUGCGCCCCCUUCUAAAGUUAAAGUUAGGGGUAAAAAGACGUAAGUCUCAAUAUUGUUUAUUUUUUGUAAAGUUUGUAUUUGUUUUGAAAUAUAUUUGAGUUAUUUUUUUUAA
Zophobas morio is the source of this 679-nucleotide messenger RNA. Its product is annotated as tRNA-specific adenosine deaminase 2. The transcript has 2 exons. Gene Ontology annotation, molecular function: tRNA-specific adenosine-34 deaminase activity. Gene Ontology annotation, biological process: tRNA wobble adenosine to inosine editing. Lineage: Eukaryota; Metazoa; Arthropoda; Insecta; Coleoptera; Tenebrionidae. The record is from RefSeq and is a predicted model, not a curated record. The coding region runs from base 92 to 610 and encodes 172 amino acids. Gene Ontology annotation, cellular component: nucleus; cytoplasm.